This is a messenger RNA of Phacochoerus africanus (Common warthog), 3526 nucleotides long. RefSeq names its product transmembrane protein 132D (gene TMEM132D). Lineage: Eukaryota; Metazoa; Chordata; Mammalia; Artiodactyla; Suidae. The record is from RefSeq and is a predicted model, not a curated record.
GGGCGCCGCCGCUGCUCUCGCCCCUAGCCCGGCAUUCCCUCAUCCUUCCGCCCGCUCCGGUCCUCUGGGGGCUUGGUGACUGCGUCUUCUUCGCCCAGACGGCGUUGGGGAGCGGGGGAUCUUCGCUCCGGGUCUCCGCGAUGUGCACGUCUGAGAUGGGGACGCUGUGGCACCAUUGGUCCCCCGUUCUCAUCAGCCUGGCCGCCCUCUUCUCCAAAGUGGUGGAAAGCCGAGGCAUCCUGGAAAGCAUCCAGAGGUUUUCCUUGCUGCCCACCUACCUCCCGGUGACCUACCACAUCCACCACGCCGACGUGUCCUUCUUCCUGAAGGAAGCCAACCAGGACAUCAUGAGAAACUCCAGCCUGCAAUCGCGCGUGGAGUCCUUCCUGAUUUACAAAUCCAAAAGGCUCCCGGUCCUGAAUGCCAGCUAUGGGCCUUUCGCCAUUGAGCAAGUGGUACCCCAGGACUUGAUGCUGCCUUCCAGCCCUUUUGGAUUCACCAGCAAAUUUUCUCUGAACUGGAAGCUGAAAGCGCACAUCCUGAGGGACAAGGUGUACCUGAGCCGGCCGCGGGUGCAGGUGCUGUUCCACGUGGUGGGCAGGGACUGGGAUGACCCCGGCCCCGCGCAGGCGCAGAGGCUGCCCUGCCUGCGGGUGUUUGCUUUCCGGGAGACCCGGGAGGUGCGGGGCAGCUGCCGGCUGCAGGGGGCCCUGGGGCUGUGCGUGGCGCAGCUGGAGCUCCUGGCCAGCUGGUUCAGCCCCCCGACGGUGGUGGCCGGGAGGAAGAAGUCGCUGGAGCCCUCCGAGGGCAGCCCCGUGGAACUCUACUACACUGUACAGCCGGGGGACUGGGACGAGCGUGGAGACUGUGUCAAGGACGAAGCCAGGAAAGCUGGAGGGAUGCGUCCGGAUGUCGAUGAAUCGGGGCCUCCCUUGCAGAGGAUCGGGAGUGUGUUUCUUUACCAGACCCACAGCCGGCCAGCCCUGAGAGAACUACGUUUGGAUAACAACGUGGCCGUCCAGUAUGUGCCAAAGACGGUCAGGCAAGGAGAUGUGCUGACUUUUCCCAUUUCCAUCUCCAGAAACUCCACCGAGGACCGCUUCACCCUGAGGGCAAAGGUGAUGAAAGGCAUGAACAUCAUUGGGGUGAGAGCCAGCAGCCCUUCCGUGUGGGAGGUCAAGGAGAGCACGGAUUACACAGGGAAGUACACGCCAGCUGUCAUCAUGUGUCAGAAGAAAUCUGCUGGCUCAGAAAACCGGGUGGAUGGCUCCUCCUAUGAAGUCAUGCAGAUCGAUGUAGAAAUUGAAGAGCCCAGUGACCCACCAGCCACACAGCUUGUCACCUGGCAGGUUGAAUAUCCAGGAGGAAUCACAUCUGACUUGGGCGUAUCCAAGAUCUACGUGAGCCAAAAGGACCUGAUUGGUAUCGUCCCACUGGCCAUGGAGGCAGAAAUCCUGAACACGGCCAUCCUCACGGGGAAGACGGUAGCCGUGCCGGUGAAGGUGGUCGCCGUGGAGGAGGACGGCACCGUGGCAGACCUGCUCCAGUCUGUGCAGUGCCGAUCGUCUGAUGAUGAUGUCAUUAAGGUUUCUGACAGAUGUGACUAUGUCUUCGUCAAUGGGAAAGAAAUGAAAGGCAAGGUGAACGCGAUGGUUCACUUCACCUACCAGCACCUAAGCAGUCCUCUGGAGAUGACGGUGUGGGUUCCUCGGCUGCCCCUGCAGAUCGAGGUCUCGGACACGGAGCUCAACCAGAUCAAGGGCUGGAGGGUCCCCAUCAUCUCCAACAAGAGGCCAGCUCGGGACAGUGAGGAAGAGGACGAAGACGAAGAGAGAAAGGGCCGGGGCUGCACUCUUCAGUACCAGCAUGCCAUGGUGCGAGUCUUGACUCAGUUUGUGGCCGAGGCGGCUGAGCCUGGGGCACACCUGGCCCACCUGCUGGGCUCGGACUGGCAGGUGGACAUCACGGAGCUGGUAAAUGACUUCAUGCAGGUGGAGGAGCCCCGGAUCGCCAAGCUGCAGGGGGGGCAAGUCCUGAUUGGCCAGGAGCUUGGGAUGACCACCCUUCAGAUCCUGUCACCUCUGUCAGAUGCCAUCUUGGCUGAGAAGACCAUCACUGUGCUGGACGAGAAGGUGACAAUCACAGACCUCGGGGUCCAACUGGUGACAGGGCUGUCCCUCUCCCUUCAGCUCAGCCCAGGGAGCAACAGAGCCAUCUUCGCCACUGCAGUGGCUCAGGAACUUCUGCAAAGGCCCAAACAGGAGGCAGCCAUCAGUUGCUGGGUCCAGUUCAGUGAUGGUUCUGUCACCCCCUUGGAUAUUUACGAUGCAAAAGACUUCUCGCUGAUGGCCACAUCCCUGGAUGAGAAGGUGGUCUCCAUCCACCAAGACCCCAAGUUCAAGUGGCCUAUCAUCACUGCCGAAGCCGAAGGACAGGGAGCUCUGGUCAAGGUCGAAAUGGUUAUUUGUGAAUCAUGCCAGAAAUCCAAGCGGAAGAGCGUGCUGGCUGUGGGCACCGCCAACAUCCACGUUAAAUUUGGCCAAAACAACGCCAACCCCAACGCUAGUGACAGCAGACGCUUGGGGGCAGGAGUUCACUCGGAUAAUAACAUCAGCGACAGAAGACCCCCCAAACCCUUGCAAGAGUGGGGGAGUCCCGAGGGCCAGUACUUUGGCAGUUCGUCCAUGGGCCUCAUGGAAGGAAGGGCCUCCACAACAGAGAAGUCCACCUUCCAGAAGAACCAGGGCCAGGAGAGCCUUUUGGAUGAUGACAGCCAUUUGCAAACCAUGCCCUUUGACCUCACCAGCUUCCCAGCCCAGGUGGACCUGACCAGAAGCAACGGGGAAACGGAAGACCCCACGCAGGCAUCCAAGGGGCUGAGCGACUUGGAAAUCGGGAUGUACGCCCUGUUGGGUGUCUUCUGCCUGGCCAUUCUGGUCUUCCUAAUAAACUGCGCGACCUUUGCCUUUAAGUACAGGCACAAACAGGUGCCCUUCGAAGAACAGGAAGGUAUGAGUCACUCGCACGACUGGGUUGGACUGAGCCACCGGACCGAACUCUUGGAGAAUCACAUCAACUUCGCCUCCUCCCAAGAGGAGCAGAUCACCGCCAUCGACAGGGGCAUGGAUUUUGAAGAAAGUAAGUACCUUCUCAGCACGGGUUCCCAAAAGAGCAUCAAUGGACAACUGUUCAAAAUGUCAGGCUCCACCCUCACGGAUGGGAAGGAUCAGAAGAGCGAGCCCCCCACGUCCCCUACCUCCAAAAGGAAAAGAGUGAAGUUCACCACUUUCACCACCAUCUCCUCGGAGGACGGGUGCUCCACCGUGAACUCUAUAGCCACGAGUCGGGAGGAUACCAUGAACUGGGUCCACCAGGAUCUGGACCCUGGGGAGUGUCGAGAGUCAUGCAGCUACGUGGAAGGUUUACACGAGGCUGUGUAAGCCGGGGGCGUUCACGCACCUUGGUUCUCACUCACCUUUCGGCCUUUAAUUUGGGGACAUGUGGCAUUCCCCAGUGGGGGAAAGAA